AAAGGAAGUCAGCAAAUGAUGAGGAGGACGCAUGCUGGGGCAUAAUUAUCUCCCAAAUUAAUUGUUAGCGAAGCAAUUGCGUUACCGGCCGUCGGUUAAGUCAUCCGCCAAUCCCCAAGUUUCCCAAACUGCCGGUGGCGAAGUCGAGCAAACAGUGAGAGAGAGCCCGAGAGAGAAGAAGCAGAAACAGGGCAGGCAGCGAUCAACUGUCGUUCUCUCCUUACCAAACCCUAACCCCAAUCAUAUUUGACGUUUCAAAUCCAAAGUCCUCUUCGGUUUCGAUAAAUUUCGGUCAAAAACUCGGAUCUGUCAACAGGAGCCAUGGAUGCGCCGAGCUCAUGGGACGCUUUACGCAAACAGAAGUUUGGAGUAUCCAGAGCGCGUUUGAUAGUUGAGGCAUUGUGAGGAUAUCUGCAAUUUGUGUUAGAGCAGUCAGUUAUCAACAUCCUAUCUGAAGGUGGAUACCUGUAGUGGAAUGAGGAUUACAUGCUGAGGGCUAGAAAACUUGAAGCUCAGUUAGAUGAACAGAUGAAUUCCUAUCGUAAGCUAGUAUCCUCAAAAGGUUCUGCAAAAGUUGAUUCUGACGAGAAUGAUCUUGAAUCCGGUAUAGAACGACUAUUAGAUCAGCUUCAACAAGUAAGUUUGCAGAUGCAAGCUUGGGUGUCAUCUGGUGGGUCCGAAAUGGUAUCACAUACCUUGACAAGGCAUCAAGAGAUUCUUCAAGAUCUCAGACAGGAGUUCCACCGUCUUCGUUCGAGCCUGAGAGCUAAGCAAGAACACGCCUCACUUCUUGACGAUUUCAGAGAGUUUGAUCGAACAAGGCUAGACUUAGAAGAAGGUGCAGACUCAUCAGACCAGGCUCUUCUUAGAGAACAUGCAACCAUCAACCGUAGUACUGGACAGGUGGAUACAGUAAUUUCUCAAGCUCAGGCAACACUUGGUACCCUUGUUUUCCAACGUUCAACUUUUGGAGGAAUCAAUUCAAAGCUCACUAACGUUAGCAGCCGACUCCCAACGGUAAAUCACAUUCUUGCAUCAAUAAAGAGAAAGAAGUCCAUGGACACCAUCAUACUUUCUCUGGUUGCAUCAGUAUGCACUUUCCUUAUUUUCGUUUAUUGGUUGACCAAGUGAUCGAAGACUCUCGAUUGCCAGAGUUGUUUCUAUGGAGAAUGGAGAUCCAUGGGUCACGGCGGUCUUGCUUAUUGUUGGAUUUGGAAGGGUCGUGGUUUUCCCCCCCCUGGAGUUGGUACUGCGGUUGCAGUUCACUGAAAAAACGAGGAAAAGACACUCCAGCUGUCAGUACAACUUUGUAAAAUGUAAUAUUUCCCGUCAACGGAAGUGAUCAUAUAUGUAAAGGUCAAAGCAAAUUUCGACUGUAAAUUUGGGUAUCAUUUCUCUUUUGAACAGCUAGCAUAUACAAAUCAAUCCUCUUCACCAGAACUUCAUCUAUAAUAUCAGUCAUUCAUUGUUAUUGCUCGAAGAAUAUGCUGGAACAGUUAGCGGUCACUGCUGGGCUGUGGUAGCAAGUUCUAUGGAAGAAAUCAUCGGCAGUUCAGGCAACUUAGCUAAACAUAUAAGAUCUUGGAAGUUGGAACACACAAAGCUGCACCUGAGUAGUGAAGUGGGUUAGGAAUGACAGUCGAUCCAUACAAGCAUCUAUUUCAAAGCUUACGGAGAACGGAGGAGAGUGUUCAAGCUCAUCUUCUUCAAUUCCUGAUUCAUGUGAAGAGCACUUCUACUAUGCUAUAAAGUAUUGGUGCUUUAAUGUACAACUUAAAGUUGUACCAUAAAGUUAAAUGUAUAAGUUCAGGUUGUACCAU
Messenger RNA from Linum tenue, 1820 nucleotides. The record is from the annotation of a GenBank genome assembly. NCBI's taxonomy places the organism in Eukaryota, Viridiplantae, Streptophyta, Magnoliopsida, Malpighiales, Linaceae.